Messenger RNA from Umbelopsis ramanniana AG, 941 nucleotides. RefSeq lists its product as uncharacterized. Gene Ontology annotation, biological process: U5 snRNA 3'-end processing; exonucleolytic trimming to generate mature 3'-end of 5.8S rRNA from tricistronic rRNA transcript (SSU-rRNA, 5.8S rRNA, LSU-rRNA); nuclear polyadenylation-dependent rRNA catabolic process. Gene Ontology annotation, cellular component: nuclear exosome (RNase complex); cytoplasmic exosome (RNase complex). Bases 32 to 880 code for a protein of 282 amino acids. Lineage: Eukaryota; Fungi; Mucoromycota; Umbelopsidomycetes; Umbelopsidales; Umbelopsidaceae. The transcript is spliced from 4 exons. The record is from RefSeq and is a predicted model, not a curated record.
GUUGACAGUCGAACAAAGUUUUGACACUAACAUGAACGCAGAUCCAGUCGCACCCUCAUUUAGCUUCGAGAUCUUUGAAAGAAUCAAGCCUGAUGAGUACUUUAGACGAUUCAUUGAAGAAAACGUACGACCAGACGGUCGAUCACUACAUGCGUUUAGACCAACAUCAAUAAGACAAGGAGCUAUAAGCACAGCUAACGGAAGUGCAAUGGUCCGCAUUGGUGGCACGACUGUUAUAUGUGGAAUUAAGGCUGAAGUUGCAGAACCAAGAAUAGAUCGACCAAAGGACGGAUAUCUAGUACCAAACGUGGAACUAGCACCUAUAUGUUCAGCCAACUUUCGACCAGGACCACCGUCAGAACAAGCGCAGAUUAACGCCGAAACAAUCAAUCAUGUUGUGGAAACAUGCCAAAUAUUAGACUUGUCAGAGCUUUGCAUCGAGGAAGGCAAAGCCGUAUGGACAUUAUAUGCCGAUAUAGUAUGCAUUAACUAUGAUGGAAAUAUACUGGAUGCAAGUUUAUUGGCAUUGAUCUGUGCAUUGAAAGAUCUCUCACUGCCAAAGGCAACAGUUCUUCCCAGCAGCAUCGUUCAAGCUGACUCAUCUGAAAAAACUCGACCCCUUCAAUUGCGUCGUUUGCCAGUGUCAUCUACAUUUUGCGUCUUUAGCAAUCCCAAGGUUACAUUAUCAGACCCAAACGAUAGUGAAGAAAGCCUGUCCAAAAAGAUUGUUAGUAUCAUACUGGAUACAGAAGGCACCAUACUAUAUGUACAUAAGAGCGGAGGAUCUGUUUGUGAUCCAGAAAUGAUGAAGGACUGUUUCACAAAAGCAAGAGCAAGAGCCAGUAUGUUGAAAGAACUUAUAGAACGUGUUAUUGUUUAAUAAUAAAGACAUUGGAAUCGCGUAAUUUAUCUUUUAAAAAAUGGCAUGAAACAGCUGCUAG